AUGAGUAACAAUCUAGAAGUACAAAAGAAAAUAAAACAAGAACUUUCUAAAUACAAUGGUCAACGUCUUUCAAUUGAACAUAUGGAUUCAUUGAUUUAUUUAGAGUGUGUUCUUGGUAAAGUACUUCGUUUAGUAGCACGAGUAUUAGCAAGAGACAAACUUUAUUGGGCAGAUUUAUAUGAUCUAAAUGAAUUUUAUCCUGAAAUAUAUUUAAAUGGCCCUGAAAAUAAAAAGAAUUUAGCAGCACUAAUGCCACUUGGCGGUGAACAUAGAAUGUGUAUGGAUCAAGAUUUAGCUCGCUUAGAGUUGAAAUUAUUUGUGCUAGGCUUAUGUAAUUUGCGACAUUUGAUGAUGGUUGACAUGAACUAA
Rotaria socialis is the source of this 369-nucleotide messenger RNA. NCBI's taxonomy places the organism in Eukaryota, Metazoa, Rotifera, Eurotatoria, Philodinida, Philodinidae. The record is from the annotation of a GenBank genome assembly.